CGUUUAAAAUUUAGUUUGAUUUGUUCAUCGCUAAAUGACUACGUAUCCUAGAUAUUUGCAAACGAUACAUUGCGUGAGCAAUUUUUAUUAAAAUUUAUUGUUUAUAGAACUUGUGUAUAUGAAAUGCCUAUACAUGCCAUGUGGUUAUGUUGAAGUAGAUUAAUCGUAUAAAUCAAUUUCUCCAAUAAAAGCUUGUCACGGGUCGUCAUUACUCAUAGUCAUUCACAAUUUCCUAUUUGAUUAAAUAAAAAGAUUAUAAUAUGGCAGUAAAGAAGAGAGUGCUUAUGAUUUGUUUAGGGAAUAUUUGUCGUUCACCUAUAGCAGAGGCUGUGUUUAUUGAUCAAAUGAAUAAAUUAGGUGUAAGUGAUUCAUGGGAAGUAGAAAGCGCUGCUCUCAUAGGAUACCAUACAGGUAAAAACCCGGAUCAUAGGGCUAUGUCUACACUGAGAGAAAAGGGCAUCAUAAAUUAUUCACAUAAAGCAAGACCAAUUACUAAAGAAGACUUUACUAAAUUUGAUUGGAUAUUUGGAAUGGAUAAUAGUAACAUUGAAGAACUAAAUAACAUGAAACCGAAAAAUUGUACUGCUAAAAUUGAACUUCUUGGAAGUUAUGAUCCACAAGGAGAAGUUAUAAUAAGAGAUCCUUACUAUGAUAGUGGCAGUGCUGGAUUUCAUAAAGCAUAUGAACAAUGUAUACGAAGCGUGAAGGCAUUCUUAGAAAAGCAUAAAGAGAGCAAUUUAUGAUCAAAAUGAAUUAGAGAAGGAAUUGUUUCAAAGAUUAUUAAAAUAUUGUAUAUUUCAACAUUUGUGAAAAAUAAUAAACAUUCAUUAUAAUUCUAGA
Messenger RNA from Hylaeus volcanicus, 840 nucleotides. RefSeq names its product low molecular weight phosphotyrosine protein phosphatase-like. The coding region runs from base 261 to 743 and encodes 160 amino acids. The transcript has 5 exons. The record is from RefSeq and is a predicted model, not a curated record. NCBI's taxonomy places the organism in Eukaryota, Metazoa, Arthropoda, Insecta, Hymenoptera, Colletidae. Gene Ontology annotation, cellular component: cytoplasm. Gene Ontology annotation, biological process: protein dephosphorylation. Gene Ontology annotation, molecular function: non-membrane spanning protein tyrosine phosphatase activity; acid phosphatase activity.